UUCGUACUUGCUCCAGUAGAGGGUCAAAGUCUGUGCCCAAAGCAACAAUAGACAGUGUGUAGCAUAAAGCAAACGGAGUUCCACAUCACGUAAACCCAACAGACUUCCAGCACCGAUGGCGAACUGUCCGAAAUUUAGGUUUUUGUUUCUGAUUUUAAUGUUUUUUCCUGUUGAUGCCGAGUGGAUCAUCGCUCCCAGAAGGCUUUACGAGAACAUUGACUACAGGGGACUUGAGUUCAUUGCCAGGAUUCGCUCGGAUAAAGAAAAUUUCACAAAAGUCUUCUAUUCACUACGUGGCCCUGGUGUUAACGAGUACCCAUUUAAUGUAUUUGGCGUUGAUUCUAACACGGGAUAUGUUAGAAUCUACGCUAUUUUGGACAGAGAACAAUUUGACUCCUAUCAAUUACUAGGUGAGGCAAGAUUUAGCGAUGGAACCCGUGCAGAAAAAGACAUCCCCAUUCCUAUCAAAGUUUUGGAUCAGAAUGACUGUACACCUGUGAUCAAACUACAGACUGGCUCAGUUCUUGAAGCAAGUGCAAUUGGCACCGUUGUGAUGAGGGUGAUCGCCACUGACGCAGAUGAAGAAAAUUCUCUCCACUCACAGAUACAUUACAGUAUUGUGCAGGAGAGUAAUGUCGGGGGCAUGUUCGAGCUAAAUGCAAGAACAGGAGAGGUCAUAGUGCGAAGGACUACGCUGGACAGAGAGACUAAAGACACUUACAAGCUCACCAUAAGAGCUGCUGAUAUGAAUGGUGCAGCUGGAGCAAAUGUGGGAACGGGCGAAAUUGAAAUAAAACUUCUGGACAUAAAUGACAAUAUUCCCACUCUGGAAAGAGAAUUUUAUGAGGCAAGUGUGGAGGAAAAUACAGUGAAUGUGGAAGUGCUGAGGAUUCAAGCGAUUGACCUGGACAUGAUGUACUCUGAAAACUGGAUGGCUGUUUAUGAGAUAACCGACGGAAACCAGGCUGGCUAUUUCACCAUUACCACGGAUCCAAAAACAAAUGAGGGAAUAAUCAUGAUUCAGAAGUCGAUUGACUAUGAAGAACUCAAAGUCGUCAACCUGGAAGUGUCUGUGCGCAACAAAGCGUCGUACAACUUUGGAAGUGCGGUGAUAGUAGGAGGAGUAGGAGGAGGAGGGGCUGGAGGAGGGGCUGGAGGAGGAGCCGGGAAAGGAUACCCAAUCAAAAUCAAUGUGAUCAACCAGAAAGAAGGCCCCAAAUUCCAGCCAAGUGUCAAAGUAGUGGCCAUUUCAGAAGACCGUACACAAGUGACACUCCACUCCAUCAUCAGUAGAUACGCUGCCAUAGAUACGGACACAGGGCUGAUAGCGACUAACGUCAGAUAUGCGAAGAUCUAUGAUGAGGAUAACUGGCUGAUCAUUGAUGAGAAUACAGCUGACAUUAAGCUGAAUAAGUUGCCAGAUCGGGAGUCCAAGUACUUGAUCAAUGGAACCUACUAUGCUCAAAUUAUUUGCAUCACUAACGACUCCCCAGCCAAGACUGCUACCGGCACCAUUGCAAUUCAAGUGGAGGACUUCAAUGACCACUGCCCAGAGCUGACCGUCACCAAACAGACCAUGUGCUUCGAGGACACAUCUGUUUACGCCACGGCCGUCGAUAAAGACGAAUUCCCCAACUCAGCACCAUUUGUUUUCACUAUCAUUGAAUCUAAAACUACAGGAGGAAAAUGGACUGUGGAGCCUUUCAAUGAAACUACUGUCAUUCUGAGGGAACACUCCAACGUCUGGCCCGGUCAUUACAAGGUUGCCCUGGAGAUAAAAGACCAGCAGGGCAAAGCAUGUGGAGAGGUGCAGGUGAUGGAUGUGUCUGUGUGCACUUGUGAGGAGAAUACAAAAACCUGCACACAUCGAACCAACAAGACUGUGGAGUUCGGGCCCUGGGGUAUCCUUGCGCUGCUGCUAGGCCUGCUCUUUCUACUAUUGCUUCCUCUGCUGCUGCUGUUCUGCCUGUGUGGAGGGGCCUCUGCUCUAGGAGAUUUCAAGGCUAUUCCUUUUGAAACAAAACAACAGCUUAUUUCAUAUCACACUGAGGGAAAAGGAGAAGACAAGGACGUGCCGCUCCUCACCGCCCCCCUGGAGAUAGAUGGUGGCGCGGGGGUGGUCACUAAAGACGUGAACACCCUGAGCGGAGGUGGAACCAUGGGAGGAGGAGGAGGAGGGUUUGGAGGAGGGUUUGGAGGAGGCAUGCACACAAACACAUGGAGGGAGAACGUGGACGAUUAUAACCAGUACAGCCACUUCAACAGAUAUGGGCACAGGGAACACUUUCAGGGAGGGACGCUGACCGGACACGAGCACUACAUGACCCAAACUGGUGCUGGAGCAUUUGACGGCAUGGCCCUCUCCGAAAACUUCCUGGGAGAGUAUUAUUUAAAUAAAUCCAGUCAUGAAUCGCAGCAAAACCAACAAAAAGAUGGAUUUCUGGUGUACGAUUAUGAGGGGCGGGCGUCACCAACAGGUUCGGUGGGCUGCUGCAGUCUUCUGGAGAAAGACAAUGACCUCUCUUUCCUCGACGACCUCGGACCCAAGUUCAAAAAGCUCGCCGAAAUCUGCCAGGGCUCUGAAAUCGUAACCGAGACCGUGGACACCGGGCUCUCCAUCUCCCCUCCCAAACCCGUGUCUCCGGUUAUUCCCUCCACGCACACCCACGUCCACACGCACUCCGAAACCAUCCGCGACAGGGAGAGCAACGUCAACGUCAGCUCUUCCCACGUGACCUCCGGUAACUCCACCCUGAUCCAGGAGCGGCACACGGAAACUAAUCGGCCCAAUGUACACGUGCAGGUGCCUACUCAGACUCUGCUCAUCCAGCAGCCCGCCAUGUACUACGCAGCCACGCCCAUGUACAUGGUGGAGCCUAACCCGCAGGUGGUGCUGGUGGCAGGGGGUGCUCAGCAAACAGUAGGACAGGUGGGGCAGGUUGCGGUGGGGCAGAUGGGGUUGACUCAAGGGUUGGGGCAGGUGGGGUUGACUCAAGGGUUGGUGCAGGUGGGAGGUCUGCAAGGAUCUCAAGGCGUGGUUCUAGUGGAUCGGCAGGUAGGGCAGGUGGGCCAAGGUGGCUCCUCCAGGUCGCAGCAGCAGGUGAUAUUGGUGGAGGAGGGCGGGGUGACGGAGCAGGGCGGACAGCGCGUCGUUCUCUCCCGCCAUGGCUCGUCGGGUCAGGGGCUAGAGGUCACAGGUCAGGGGUCGGUGAAUGUGCAGAGCGUGGUUGGCGGUUUGUCGGGUUCCACGGGGUCAGUGGAGGAUUUUGCGCUGACAUCGGGGCCCAAAGCUUCAGGCAGUCAGAGAGUGGUUGUACAACAUAAGAAAGUCACAGUCACUGAAUCUAGAGAAUCCAGGGCAUAGGGUGUUCUUUGUUUGCUGUAUCCACAAUGUCAGUUUGUCACAAUGUGUUAGAAUAUUUUAGAACAGUGCCACUCAAACUUGAAAUACUUUAUAACAGGAUUAUUCCAAGGUCAAAUCUAGGUCUUAAACUGGAUUACACAUUUCUACUGUAACUCUAAACAAAGAUUUAUCUAAAGAAAAACCAAAAAGUGUAUAAAAUGAACUAAAAAUUUGGUAGAGUUCCACCUGAAGGAGCUUGUGUACCACCACAUUUUGAGACACUGUUUUAGAAUGCUACUUCACUGGCUGUGUGCUAUGAUGACCAUAAGUACAGUUUUACUGCUGCCAUUUUUUGGUUGUGUUUUUGUUAUGUUUUGGGUCUUUUUUUUUUUUUUUUUUGCAACCUUGACAUUAUCAUUGCAGUAUUGGUUUUUCAGCUGGCUCAUAGCAAAAAUGAAUGAUUUUGAUUUUAAAUUCCAUAAACAUGAACUAACUGUGUCCUCAGAUAAACAAAUCAAAUACAGCUUUUACUGGUAACUAUUGUAAUGCUUAGGAUUGUUAUUUUAAUGUGUUUUUUAACAUCUUCAGAAUGCCGACUACAUACAGUUCCUUUAAGGACAUUCAGUCAGAGUGUCCCUCACUGGUCCUCGCCCUAAAACAUUGUAUUUACUGCCCUAGUACUUGUGAAGGAACUCCCACAUAAACAACAGGCCAAACCAGUCAGACCUACAGCGGGGCAUACCAAUUAUCCCCACCCCACACCACUCUGAUUGGUGACCUCUCGUUUGUACUGCUAAAGACUGCAACUGUCAUGUUUAAAAGUACUGUACAGGUACAGUUUUUACUUGUUGUUUAGGUCGGUGGACUGAUGUUAAUAUUUUGAAUCACACAUGGAAAAAUAGUUGUUCUAACAUGACUUUAACUACACUUUUUUUUGCACUUUUUUGUAUAUCCAGAGAUUGCCUUUAAUAGUUUACAACAUUAUUUUAUACUGCAUUGUUCUAUGCAAAAUGGAGUUAAUACUAAACACAUUUUGGUAUCACUUUAUAAUAGCUUAAUUGGCCGUAAUAAAGCAUGGUUUAUUUAUUAAAGUUUAUCAAAGGUCUUUUACCAGAUUUUUUUACCAUGUAUUUGAGGAAAAUUGUCCUGCCCCAGUACAAGCAGCUUUUGAGAUUAAAAUAAGUCUGCUCUGUUCUGCUGUCUGCAUUUAAUUAAAAAGCAUUUUACUGUCCAGAUAAUCAGGAAGUGCAGGGUUAGCAUACUAGUUGUUGUUAAAGGUACCAUCAAGGCAAAAAAGAUUAUCUAGAUUUUUUAGUGCUCCUGCUGGGAAAAAAGAAGUUUUCUCUUAAUGAAGCACAGCCAAAAGUAUUUUCCACAAAUGAACAAGAAUCACUAAUCUUGACUGAUACCAAACAAACUUCUAUUAGUAACCUGGGUAUUGUUUUGUUUCUGUUAAUGCACUCUUUUGUAAAAUAUAUUUCUAUAUAUGCGUGUGCUUAAAUAUUUGCAAAUAACAGGUAGAUCUUUUGUAUAUUAUGGGAAUAAAUGCUGAAAGUUCACAUUUGUUGAUAAUUUUUGGUUUGGGAUUUAAUGCUGUUUUUUAUGAAAUGCUUAAAAACAAAUCUUUGAGAUGUAUUUGAAAAUAAAUAAAAGAGGUUCUAAUGUUGA
This is a messenger RNA of Boleophthalmus pectinirostris (great blue-spotted mudskipper), 5011 nucleotides long. Its product is annotated as desmoglein-2-like protein. The coding region runs from base 116 to 3364 and encodes 1082 amino acids. Gene Ontology annotation, biological process: homophilic cell-cell adhesion. Gene Ontology annotation, cellular component: desmosome; plasma membrane. NCBI's taxonomy places the organism in Eukaryota, Metazoa, Chordata, Actinopteri, Gobiiformes, Gobiidae. The record is from RefSeq and is a predicted model, not a curated record. Gene Ontology annotation, molecular function: calcium ion binding. The transcript has 14 exons.